Melopsittacus undulatus (budgerigar) is the source of this 897-nucleotide messenger RNA. It is a transcript of the gene TEX30, whose product is annotated as testis expressed 30. Lineage: Eukaryota; Metazoa; Chordata; Aves; Psittaciformes; Psittaculidae. The transcript has 5 exons. The record is from RefSeq and is a predicted model, not a curated record. The coding region runs from base 14 to 697 and encodes 227 amino acids.
GGGGUGGAGCAGCAUGGGAGGGCAGGUGGAGGUUAAGGUGAAAAUACCUUUUGGAAACAAGUAUCUCGAUGCUGUCUUUUCUGUUCCAGAGAAGAAACCAACAUAUGGAGUGAUUCUUACCCAUGGAGCUGGAGGGGAUAUGAACUUCCCUCACUUAGUGUCUUUGGCAGCCUGUCUUGCAUCCCAUGGAGUCCUGUGCCUACGAUUUACUUGUAAAGGCCUUAACAUUGCUUAUAGGGCUAAGGCCUUCAAAACAGUUGUGGAAUACCUAAAGCUUUCUGAUGAUUAUAAACUUUCAGGUGUCUUCCUUGCAGGCCGCUCCAUGGGCUCACGAGCUGCUGCAUCUGUGGUACGUCAGCUUAGCCAGGGUGAUGAUGAUGAUGACUUCGUUCAAGGUCUUGUAUGUUUAUCUUACCCAUUGCAUCGACCAAAACUUCAGUCCAAGCUCCGGGAUGAAGAUUUAUUGUUGAUCAGGUGUCCAGUGCUGUUUGUAUCAGGAUCAGCAGAUGAGAUGUGUGAAAAACAGUUGCUAGAAGGUGUGGUAAGCAAAAUGAAAGCCCCUAAAAAAAUCCAUUGGAUUGAUAAAGCAAACCAUGGGAUGGCAGUCAAAGGACGAACAGCAGAUGAUGUCAUGGAAGAAAUAAAUGCCCAAGUGUUUUCGUGGCUUAGAGAGAAUAUGGAACUGGAGCACAAAUGAUUUGCAGUGUUUAAGCAAUGUCUUCGCGUAGUUUUUCCUUAGUGUGGCAAAUUGCUUUUUUGUGAGGUGUAUUUUUUUUAAACAUAUGUUUUCAGAGGUCUAAGUGUAAAUGCAAAUAAAACUUUUUUUGUAUGAAUGAAAAAUAAUGCAGAACAAUAAAGACCUUUUUAGAGGACAGAAAGUUCACAAAAUAUUUAAAA